This is a messenger RNA of Oryzias latipes (Japanese medaka), 2053 nucleotides long. RefSeq names its product cyclin A2 (gene ccna2). Lineage: Eukaryota; Metazoa; Chordata; Actinopteri; Beloniformes; Adrianichthyidae. Gene Ontology annotation, molecular function: cyclin-dependent protein serine/threonine kinase regulator activity. Gene Ontology annotation, biological process: mitotic cell cycle phase transition. The record is from RefSeq and is a predicted model, not a curated record.
CACCAUCUGUGCGCUUUGUGAUUGGUUGGUUCAAUCCUCGCGGGCUACUUGAACUGAGAGAAAGCAGAACCCUGUUCCUAAAUGUCUGCUUGCUAGUGGUUCGUGUCCUGGUCGGUUGUGCUGUGGACCCGCGUGACUAUGGAACCGUAGUGUGUUUGUGUCCCGCGCUUUGGAAUCGCUCUACCGCUCACGCGCUCCUCUGCUGUGGCGCUGCUGUUCUGUUUUUUCGUUGCCAUCUCAACUGUUUAGUUUUGAGUUUAUUCGGCUCCACUUCAGGCUAGCACCCGACCCGAUCCCCGCUACGAACGACGAGGGGUCCCGAAGAGUUCAAAGGUCAAAGCCAGCAGCGAGUGUUUGUUGCAGGAAACAUGUCGGCGGCAAACCGAAGCGCGGCGAGUGAGCUCCAAAACCAGGAGAACAUGCCGUCCAGCAGGCUGAGAGGCGCCAUCAAAGCCCGGCCUGCAGCCAGCGAAAACCUUCCGCCCAAACAGGCUGCCAACAGAACCGUGCUGGGAGCUCUGCAGAACCACCAGCGGAACAAAACCCAAAGCCUCCGCGGCGCAAAGCAGGACUCUGCUCUACCCUCAUCCUGUAAAGCUGACGAUUAUGGGAAAAGCGUCCUGGAAAAGCCGCCUGUCAAGCAGCCGGCCUUCCAGAUCCACAUGGAUGAGCCUGAUGGCGCCUGCACCAAGAAGACCGUGUCUGAGGCCCUCAGAGCCAGGGCCCCGGCCCCUCGCUCUCCUGUGGCCGUCCACAACGCCCUGACAUGCCGACAGCCCCUGGCUGCCCUCGAUGUCCCGUUGGUUGUGGAAGCCGGCUUUGAUUCUCCCAUGGACAUGUCGUUGGUGGAGGUGGACGACAAACAAGUUAAUGUCAACGAAGUCCCAGAAUAUGCAGCUGAAAUUCAUUUGUACCUGAGGGAGAUGGAGGUGAAAACCAGACCGAAGGCCGGCUACAUGAAGAAGCAGCCUGACAUCACAAACAGCAUGAGGGCCAUCCUGGUGGACUGGUUGGUGGAGGUUGGAGAAGAGUACAAGCUCCACAAUGAAACGCUGUAUCUGGCCGUUAACUACAUUGAUCGCUUCCUCUCGUCGAUGUCCGUCCUGAGGGGCAAACUCCAGCUUGUUGGGACUGCUGCCAUGCUGCUGGCUGCGAAAUUCGAAGAGAUUUACCCUCCUGAGGUGGCAGAGUUCGUCUACAUCACAGAUGACACGUACACCAAGAAGCAGGUGUUGAGGAUGGAGCAUCUGGUGCUCAAAGUCCUGUCAUUUGAUCUGGCAGCACCAACGAUAAACCAGUUUCUUACUCAGUACUUCUGCCACCACGGCGUCAACAAACAGGUGGAAAGCUUGGCAAUGUACCUCGGGGAGUUGAGUUUGAUAGAUUCAGACCCCUUCUUGAAGUACCUGCCAUCGCAGACGGCGGCUGCAGCCUACAUCCUCGCCAACCAUGCAGUGACCGGCGGCUCUUGGCCCAAAUCCUUGGCAGAGAUGACGGGCUACAUGCUAGUAGACCUGAUGCCGUGCAUCGAAGACCUUCACAAGAUGUUCCUGAGCGCCGCUCAGCACGCCCAGCAGUCUGUCCGCGAGAAGUACAAGGCCUCCAGAUACUCUGAAGUCUCCACGAUCGCUGCUCCCUCCAAGCUGCUGCUGAAGUGACCUGCUUGUUGUUGAUGUAUUGUUAGUCUUUUUAAUCAUUUUUUGUAAAUGACGUACCAGUUUUAGACGGCAUGUUCUGCUCUUUUUGGAGUGGUGCUCCUUUUUUCUUUUUUCCUUAAAGAGGUUUUAAUAUUUUUAUAUUUCUAGUCUCAGCAUUUAUGCCAUGUGCAUCCAGUUGUGUAAUCAAUGGCUUUUAGUGUCGGUCUGUCCUCAUUCAGUGCUGCUUUAAUCUGCAAAUGUUCAGCCUUUGUAGAAGCCGGGCAGUUUCCUUCAUCUUAGACUGCCUGAUGUGAUGCAGAUUAAAGGCUGACUCCAUGAUCUGUGUCCCGUUUCAUCCACUGGCUUCCUGCACUGUAGACCAUGGCUCUUAUAAAUAAACUUCUUUUUGAAGACUA